UCCUACAACACAUCAUGAUCGCUCCUCGACUCGCCAUUGCAUCUGCUCGCCCAGCCCUACGACGUGGAGCCCUUGCAGCUAGGGCUCCUCGUCUGGCUGUUCGAAAUGCCUCGUCGAACCCUCACUCGGGCAACGCAGGCCAGGUCAAGUCUUCCGACACGCCCUGGGCCAUUGCCUCUGCCGUCGUCUUCGGCUCCCUCUUUGUCUACCUCACCUCACCAGCAUCGAAGACCCACAACGAGCACGGUCACAUCACCGGCGGCAAGGCACCCACCACACACGGUACCGGAUCUUCCCGAUCUGAUGACAAGACAGGUGACGAGGCCGUUUGGAAGCAGGAGGACGGACACGAGGCCGGCGAGCACCAGUACGAGGCUGAGCACGAUGAAGACACACCCGAGGGUGACAAGCAUCUCAAGGCUAGCAGGAACCCUGACAAGGGAGCUCACGAUCAGAAGAGCCCUAGCGCAAAGGAGAGGGACGAGAGUAACUCUACUUCGGGUAUUCAGAAUUCCAACUUCAAGCACGGAAUUGCCGCCUCCAAGGACGGAGAGCACAUUUCGAAUCCCAAGGAAGUGGUAGCAAAGGCCCAGGCUGACAGGCAGGACAAGAAGGCCGACAAGGAGACUCAGAAGGACGUCUCUGAGAAGAGUGAAAAGGACGAGGGAGCCGACACUAUUCCGGAGAAUGAGGGCGCCGAGUAAAGCGGCUCUACAGAUCAGUCUAGUGCGGGAGACCUUCGAGGUUGGAGCAAGUCAAAGUAGGCAGGGAAAUGAGGGAGACCGAAGUGGAAUACGGCUUCUCAUGAAAAGUCGUAAGGGGGAGACUUCCUGGCGCCGACGUUCCAUUGCUUUUCUCCGUGCUCCCAGCUUUGGGUGAGGAGAAAGAGAACAAUUGCUCAGCCCAGUGUAGCAUCUCAGCA
Molecule: messenger RNA, 922 nt
Organism: Microstroma glucosiphilum
Lineage: Eukaryota; Fungi; Basidiomycota; Exobasidiomycetes; Microstromatales; Microstromataceae
Exons: 2
Coding region: 15-704 (229 amino acids)
Source: RefSeq, a predicted model, not a curated record